AUGGUGACCUGGGCCUUUAUAUCCUUUGCAGUGCUCAUAUGGGCAGCUGUGUCAACUGCCUCUGUAGAUACCAGUCUCCUAUCGAUUCGCGGCCAACAACCCAUCCAUUUGAAUUUGACCGGCCAUAUACCCGCAGAAAAAGUUCUAGACUUUGUCUUUGUGGACUUUGAUGUUCCCGAAGGAACAACUUCAAUAUCUGUGCUGCAAAAGUACUCAUUGAAAGGCAAGGGAAACGCCCUGGAUCUUGGAUGCUGGGACCAACGGGGCCACCAUCUUGCUCUCGAGGGGAACUUCACUACUGGAUUCCGAGGAUGGUCCGGCGGUGCAAGGGAUAACUUUACUAUUACCCCUGAAUACGCUUCCCCUGGAUAUAUUGCGGGUGCGAUCCAACCUGGUGUCUGGUCUGUAGCCCUUGGCCCAUACAACUCAGUUCCUCAGGGCAUUGACUACGAAUUGAAUAUCAACCUGGGAUUUGAGCCCGUAAAGUCCUACUUUCAGCCUGCCUUUGCACCAAGCCGUAUAGAUAGCAGUCUUUAUAUGAACGAAUCUGGAAGCAAUAUCGACCAGCUGAAAAACAGACCUGGACAACCUGGCUUACAAUGGUACCGAGGAGACUUCCACAUUCACACCAUAUACUCAGAUGGCAAACAGACUCCCCAAAGAGUUGUGGAGCUGGCUCAACAAGCCAACCUCUCAUUCUUCUUCAGUACUGACCAUAACACGCAAUCCUCAGGCUUGAUCUGGGGUGCCGUUGCUCCACCUUCUUUGCUUGUCGGAAGAGGUAUCGAGGUGACCACCCGUGGCGGGCACUGGAAUGCACUGGGCCUCAACUGGAACGAAUGGGUUGAAUUUCGUUAUAAGGGGGAUGACAGCACCGCUAUCUCUCAAGCGGUUCGACAGGUCCAGCGCCAUGGAGGCCUUGCGGUAGCUAAUCAUCCAUUUGCUAACGACUGUCUUGCGUGCGAUUGGUCAUUCAGUUUCAAUAUCAUGGAUGGACUGGAGGUCUGGAACGGAGUUUGGAACAAUUUCGAUAGAAAGGCUGUGGAUAAAUGGCACAGUAUGCUUGUUCAGGGUUCAAGGGCAUUCGCUAUCGGCGGCAGCGACUAUCAUAACUCUCCGUCUGCAGUCGGUAUGCCCACUACCGUAGUUCGUUCAGAAAGUCUGUCAACGGCACAGAUCGUGGAUAGUCUUCGGCAUAACCGAGCAUAUAUCGUUCGUGACCCAAGUAUUGAUAUCCAAUUUACCCUUAGCCACCAGGGCGAGACAAUCCAUAUCGGUGAUAAAGUAAAAAGUGGGAAGGAAAAUAAGAUCCGUGGUCCGAUAUCUGCGGCUCUGGAGGUGAAGGGACUCCCUGCGAAUGCCGUGGCGCUUUUUAUAUCUGAUAAAGGCCUUCUUAAACGCCAGGCUAUCUCCCAGGCCGAUCCUGUUCUUCAUGCCAGAGUUGAUUCAAAGCACUCAUUCAUCCGCGUGGAAGUCCAAGAUCCGACUGGCUCUAUGCUAGCCAUGACAAAUCCAAUUUGGAUAUAA
Messenger RNA from Trichophyton benhamiae CBS 112371, 1527 nucleotides. Its product is annotated as PHP domain protein. The record is from RefSeq and is a predicted model, not a curated record. The transcript has a single exon. Gene Ontology annotation, molecular function: 5'-3' RNA exonuclease activity; 5'-3' DNA exonuclease activity. Bases 1 to 1527 code for a protein of 508 amino acids. NCBI's taxonomy places the organism in Eukaryota, Fungi, Ascomycota, Eurotiomycetes, Onygenales, Arthrodermataceae.